CCGAUUCGCUUUCGGCUGGGCAUUUGGAAUCCAAGACAGAGGCUGAGGCUGAUAGAACCCCGCAUUCUCGUGUGAAACGAGCGAGAGCAGAUCGAUUUUCCUUCAUGCCAGGAGAAGAUGUAAUUUCCAAUUCUGGUACGAAGGAAAAGGCACAGGCUGUCGCCCCUUGUGCCAAAGGCGGUUACGCAAAGUCAUUUAACAAAGACAACGACCAGAGCGGAAAAGACAGUCCCAUCUUGGGUACAGAGACCUCUUCGGCCCGCCGACAGACAUUGAAGUCCCCUCAGAACUACUUAAGCGUGGCUUCAAACAGGGAAACGACAAACCUAUUGCAAGAUGAGGCCUUAGGUCGCCAUAAUUCAGAGUCCAGCAGAAGUGCCAUCACUGCAAUUCGUCAUAAUUCUGGCCGAAGCAUCGUAACAAGACGUGAUUCGAACCAGUCCCAAAAGCUUGAGAAACGGGAGGGCAAUAGUUCCGCAACACUCGCAGCCAAGCGAGCUGUUGGCAGGUCCCGACGAUCAACUGGAGCCUCUGACAGAAGGGAGAUAGCCGUUUGGGGAGAAGGGACAGACGAUUCCAGGAAAGGGUUUCGCACUGGUAAUGAGGCUAGCAAUUGAAGCAUCUGGACGGGUGGGGAAAGCGUAGGAACUCGAUGAGUUCAUACCAGGCAGACUCAAUGAAGCCAGAUUCCGCGAAUGCUUUAGCUGUCAUACCUCACCAUACUACUCUUGAACUUCAAUUCUCGUCCCCAAACCACUAAGGCAAUAGAAAUAUGAAGCAACUGUCAAACACAAUGAAAACGUUCAAAUG
Messenger RNA from Xylona heveae TC161, 810 nucleotides. RefSeq lists its product as hypothetical. NCBI's taxonomy places the organism in Eukaryota, Fungi, Ascomycota, Xylonomycetes, Xylonales, Xylonaceae. The coding region runs from base 105 to 617 and encodes 170 amino acids. The transcript has a single exon. The record is from RefSeq and is a predicted model, not a curated record.